This is a messenger RNA of Colossoma macropomum (tambaqui), 1472 nucleotides long. RefSeq lists its product as uncharacterized. The transcript has 10 exons. Lineage: Eukaryota; Metazoa; Chordata; Actinopteri; Characiformes; Serrasalmidae. The record is from RefSeq and is a predicted model, not a curated record. The coding region runs from base 69 to 1346 and encodes 425 amino acids.
CAGAUUUAUAUGUCUACCCCCUACCCCCUCCCUGCUUUCAUCACAUUUGAAACCUCUCAGAUCCAACAAUGAAGCUGCAAGUAACACUGGCACUGAUCUCUGUGCUUCUUCCACAAGCACUGGCGCUGCAAUGCUAUAUUUGUAUACCAGACCUGUCUGGUACAUGUACAAAGACACAGAAGGACUGUCCAGAUCAGUGUGGCAGCAAAACUACCGUCACGAACGUUGGUGGUCAACAACAGGAGUUUAAUUGGAAUUAUUGCACAGUAGCCAGCGAGUGUGUCAAUGGGAGCAUCAACCUGGGACUUUUGAAAAUGGCCUUCAACUCAAAAUGCUGCAGCACUGAUCUCUGCAACAGCCAGUUAGUGCCAGCUUUACCACAAGGGUCUCCAAAUGGGAAGAGGUGUUGUGCUGAUAAACACUGCACAAGAACCAUGAGCUGUGAAGGAGAUGAAGAUCACUGCGUCAGUGCGACAGCUACAGCUGGUGGUGUUCAGGUGACUAUGAAAGGAUGUGCGAGCAGAGGUUUCUGUACUGCACAUCCAUCGGACAUAGAGGAAGCAGGAAUUGCUGGAGAUGUGAGCUGCUGUGAGGGGGAUCUGUGUAACAGUGCUGAGAGGGUUAAGCUGAGUCUCCUCAUCAUGCUGGUUCCUCUGAUCUCCUCCAUCCUCUUCAUCCCGGCUUUCAUCACAUUUCAUUACAUCAAACUCUCACAUCCACCAACAAUGAGGCUGCAAGUCACCCUGCUGCUCGUCUGCAUGCUUUUCCCAGAAGCGCUGACACUGAAAUGUUAUCAGUGUUUACCUGGGUUGUCUGGAAAAUGCACAGACACCCAGACAGACUGUCCAGAUCAGUGUGCCAGCAGGACCACUACUGUGUACGUAGGUGGUGUACAAACGGGAGACAUUACUGUGAAGAGCUGUGCAGUAGCUGGGCAGUGUGUCACUGGGAGCCGAAACCUGGGACUUGUGAAAACGACUGUCAACUCGAAAUGCUGCAGCAGUAACCUCUGCAACAGCUACAAAGCACCAGUUUUGCCAAAAGGCUCUCCAAAUGGGAGGAAGUGUUACACUUGCACUGAUGACGACUGCUCAAGAACCGUGAACUGUGAGGGAGAUGAGGAUCAGUGCAUCAGCGCCAGAGUUCAUUCUGGUGGUGCUCAAGUGUUAAUGAAAGGAUGUGCGAGCAGAAGUCUCUGCACUGCGGACAAAUGGAGCACGCAGGCAGCUGGAGUCACUGAAGAUGUGACCUGCUGUGAGGGGAACCUGUGUAACAGUGCUGAGGGGGUUAAGCUGAGUCUCCUCAUCAUGCUGGUUCCUCUGAUCUCCUCCAUCCUCUUCAUCUGAACUUUCAUACCAUUUUUCUUUUCUGCCUUUAAGACUAGCAGAGCUGUGUAUUACAAUGUGUCCAAAUGCAGAGUCUGAAUUGUAAUGAAGAUUUUGUAACCUGAAUAAACUGAGUGCCGACUGUAA